Alternaria rosae is the source of this 1084-nucleotide messenger RNA. RefSeq lists its product as uncharacterized. The transcript is spliced from 2 exons. Lineage: Eukaryota; Fungi; Ascomycota; Dothideomycetes; Pleosporales; Pleosporaceae. The record is from RefSeq and is a predicted model, not a curated record. Bases 1 to 1023 code for a protein of 340 amino acids.
AUGAUUGACUGUUCUGAGCAAACGAUAAAAUACCCAGCGCCUUUCCGUACGGCUCUGUUAAAGACUGAAAGCUCGGAUGGUUCUUUAAAGCCAGAGGUUCCGUUGUUGCCAGCAACAUACCGGAGGAAUUACAAAAUCGAGCCCGUCGGCAACGAUAUUGGUGCGUUUCUGGAUAUCGAGCUGAACGUCCGCCGACUGAACGAUGUUCACAAAUGGCUCUGGCUCGUGGGCCUUCCAAGCGCGCCGCGACCUCUCCAUUAUCAAGUCGUAAAAAAACGGGAAAUUGUGGUGACGGAGCAGUUAGACUUGCAUCUCGUUUGGUCUUCGUCGUCGUCUUCGGCAUCAAUUCUGCUCAAACCACUGCCGCGGUUCCUUCUCUGCCCGACUUUCUGGGUCACGGAGAUCUGCCCACGUCGGCAGUUGUACGAGACGGCAUUGGGCUUCUUGCUGUCGUAUGUCGCGCUUAUCGAGAGAGAAGUUGACUACAAUCUAGCCAUCAACCACGGCCUCGUCCCUAAAGAGGUCACUUGGGCUGGAUGGCUGACGCUCGUUGAUGAGGUUGUCCGCGGCUCGGUACAGACGCAUAAAGUUGAUGCCUCGGCUGCAUCGUCUGUAAGCUUGCUAGAGGACCGUCCAGGCGUCAACCAACGCUUCAACUAUGGCGAAUUACGACUCGGGCGGCUAAACUGGAUAUAUCGCUUGACCAUGGGCGAGUUGCGCGGGUACCUGAGCGGCUGCACCACGUAUGGAGCCUUUAUGCGUGACAACGUUAACAGUCUUAUCACGCUAUUCGCAUACACUACCAUCGUGCUCUCCGCGAUGCAGGUUGGGCUUUCGACAGAGCCUCUCGCAAACGAUUACUCCUUCGGCAUGGCGUCGUACGUCUUCUCACUGUUUUCUAUCCUGGCUCCACUCGCAUGCAUUGUCGCUAUUCUUGGCGUUAUAGCCAUGAUGUUUGUCUUGAAUCUGGCGCGCACGCUGAGGAUUCGAGGGCAGAAGCGGCGUCAAGGUGUGAAGGUGUGAAAGCUCGACCCGACACGCGCCUGGCUGCUGGGAACCACGACACGCUGCGGGCCGACAGCCA